AUGCUGCAUUACAAUUGGCACAAAGAUUAUUCUUUGUCUUUGAAAGCUUUGGGAGACUCAGCAGCAAAGUCUUUUUCUUUCAUCAGUCCUGCUUCUCCCGGGCCCCCGCAGCAGCAGCAGCAGCAGCAGCAGCAGCAGCAGCGGACGCCCACAGCGGUCGCCGCAGCAGCGUCCUCUUCACCCAUGUGCGACUCCCCCAGGGAGACGCCGGCAGCAGCAGCAGCAGCAGCGGACAAGGAGCUGCUGCAGCAGCAGCAGCAGCAGCAGAGGCAGCAGCAGCAGCAGCAGCGGCAGGAGCUGCAGCAGGAGCUGCUCAAACUCCACGAACGGCAGCAAAUGUGGCAGCAGCAGCAGCAGCAGCGGCAGCAAAAAAAUGCACGAUCCCCCCUCAAAGAAACCCUCAAACAAUUCAUGCCUUACGAACUGGACUGCCCGCGCAUGGGCGUGCAGUGCUGGCUGGACAUGGCGGUGAUCUCCACGGAGUCUCUUUUGAUUUUAAAAUUUUAUUUUCUAGAAGGAGCGCUGCAGCCCCACCCGCCCUGCCCCCAAUGGGUCAAGGUCACUCCUGCUGCUGCUGCCGAUGAUGAUGAGGCUUCUGCUGCUGCUGCUCCUGCUCCUGCUGCUUAUGUCGAUGGUGAUAAGGCCGCUGCUGCUGCUGCUGCUGCUGUUGAUGACGUUUUUUGUCUCUUUUUGUCUGCUUUUGUCGUUUUUGUCUCUUUUUGA
This is a messenger RNA of Eimeria tenella, 723 nucleotides long. Its product is annotated as phosphatidylserine synthase, putative. The record is from RefSeq and is a predicted model, not a curated record. The transcript has 3 exons. The coding region runs from base 1 to 723 and encodes 240 amino acids. NCBI's taxonomy places the organism in Eukaryota, Apicomplexa, Conoidasida, Eucoccidiorida, Eimeriidae.